Molecule: messenger RNA, 870 nt
Organism: Pelagomonas calceolata
Lineage: Eukaryota; Pelagophyceae; Pelagomonadales; Pelagomonadaceae
Source: the annotation of a GenBank genome assembly
CGCCAAUCGGCCUUAGCGCAUGGGCAUUGAUCGAAUAGACGUACUCCAAUGAGGCUUAUAACACCCGCAGCGCUGCUGCUCGCAGCUGCGGCCGCAUUUCAGGGCGCGCCGCCACAACAGUUGGCGCCAUUGGCGGUGCCACCAGCUGUGGGCAGUCAGGCAUGCGAGACGAACGCGCGGAGGCGCACCCGACGGCGUGGCGUGCUCGACGAUCUCGCGGCGACGGCGCAGGACCUGCUGAGCAAGGUUUCGCCCGCUCCCGCGGCCUACAACGCGUCGCGCGUCAAGCCGGGCAAUAUCGUGCGAUGCGGCGCCAAGGCACAGAACCAGUCGCGCGUCAAAGGCUGGACGACGAACAAGCCCUCGGUGCCCGGCUUUGUUAUUUCGUCGACAGGGUGCGGGAACGACUUCAACAACUACCGGACGGCGAAGUUACGCGGCGACAACGAGCGAGCCGUCUCCAUUCUCACGACGGACGUCCUCGGGGCCCUGAACGGCGAGGGCUGGCCCGUGCGAGUCGGCGAUUUGGGCGAGAACCUCUUCGUGGACGGCAUGCGCUACGACGUGUUUGCCAUCGGCCGUCGCGACGCGGCGUUGGUGGACCUUUCAACUUGCGGAUGUCGCGGCCACGACGCCUUCACGCCAUCCGACACAGGCCGGUUUCUGUUCGGAAAGACGGCAAUUCUAGAAAUUACGGAACCGAUCGCCCCGUGCGCCUACCUCUGCACGCUGCCCUACCUUACGCCGAAGUGGCGGUGCGCGGACUUCAUCCGGACGCUCGACCGACGGAGAGGCUGGUACGCCAAGGUCGUCGCGACGGGGCCCGUGGCCGUCGGCGACGCGGUCGUCGCGCUGUAAGAGUGUUCCGAG